AUGGCUCGAGGAUCCUUCGUUGCUUGUCUUGGACCCGUCGGCGUUGGGAAGACAUCACUUAUACGAGCCAUCGCUGGUGAUCUGGAAUGCUCGAACGGCUCUAUCUUCGUGGCCCGUUCUGGACCAACAGGUCUCGCUACUCAGAUCCCAUGGCUCCCAGCUGGAACUAUCCGAGACGUCAUCUGCGGUGAUUUCGAAAAGGCCGAUACGGUUUGGUACCGAACUGUCGUUCGUGCAUGUUGCUUAGAGCCUGACUUCUCCUCACUGUCGGCUGGGGAUCAGGCGCAGAUAGGCAGUCGAGGGUCGAAUCUUUCUGGAGGCCAGCGACAGCGUGUGGCGCUCGCGCGUGCAUUGUACUCUCAUCCUCAAACUCUGCUUCUGGAUGAUCCCUUCAGUGCUCUAGACGUGGAGACAUCCUCUCGGAUCAUGCAGAACUUGUUUGCUUCCGAGGGUCUGUGUAAGAAACAAGGCAUGACUGUAUUCUUGACAACUAGUUCAACUGCUCCUUGCCCCUUUAUGGAUCACAUCAUUGUGCUUGGCGAGUCUAAGAUCAAAGCUCGCGGUACCUGGCAGGACGUAGCCCCUAAACUCGGCCAAAUGCACGCUGGUUUUGUCGGCGACAACAAKCAGGAGUUCCACCAACCUGAACGUCACUCCGUCAACGACCCAGUCACGAACGAGAUCCGCAAGAUGCAAGACGCGGCUUCAGACCUCACGCAAGUACCCAAAAGCGACGGAGUCUAUCGCUAUUACUUGAAUGCUGUUGGUAAUACCAACUUCGCCAUUCUACAACUAUGUACCGUCACAUAUGCUGUAUUCGUCACUUUUCCGCAAUACUGGUUGAAGCUAUGGACAGAGUCUGACGGCCGCCACUCACUGUUCUAUGUGCUGGGGUAUCUCGGCUUUGCCCUCAUGUCUUGGGUUGCAACGAGCUGUCAAACUUGGUCGGCUCUGAUCAAAGUCGCUCCGAAAUCUGGCGUGCGGCUUCAUCAAGAUCUGUUGGAAACUAUCAUGGGGGCGCGAUUCUCCUACUUCUUCGAUAAAGAGACAGGAGUCACACUCAAUCGCUUCGGGCAGGACAUUCAAGUCGUAGACCAACAGUUGCCAACUGGACUUUCGACACUCAGCACGCAGGUGUUCAAGCUAGCAAUACAGACAACGCUCCUAAUCUAUGUGAGCCCAGGCUUGUCAUUCGCUCUACCUCUAUUGAUUGCAAUCGCAUACUUGAUCCAGAAGUACUACCUCAAAGUCUCUCGUGUGCUUCAAUUUCAAGAUCUGCAAUCCAGAGCACAAGUCUUCACAUCUUUCAUCGAAACGAUAGAGGGCGUUGCCACCAUCCGUGCAUUCAACUGGCAAGAAGCAUACGCAGAGAAGAACAUCCAGAGCUUGGAUACUUCUCAGCGCCCAUUCUACUUCCUGCUCAGCGCCCAACGAUUUCUCAACGUCGUUCUCGACCUUUUGAUCGCCGUCAUCGCGGUGGUCGUUGUACUGCUCACCGUCGUCUUGGCAGAUGGAAACCGUGGUGCUGAAAUUGGAAUUGCGUUGAAUAUGGUCAUUGCUGCUAAUGCUACUCUCAUCCGGCUCAUCUCGUCUUGGACGACGUUGGAGAUUGCUAUUGGGGCGGUGAGUAGGUUGAAAGAGGUACGGGAUACUACUCCUCAAGAAGAGCUCCGAGAGGAGAGCGUUUGCCAUGACUCCUCCUGGCCUGAGGAGAGCGUCUGCCACGACUCCUCCUGGCCUUCGAAAGGAGAGUUGGUGUUGAAGAAUGUGCUGGUGGCUUACAAUGAGCGGUCUACCGCCUUGCAUGAAGUGAACCUUCACAUCCGACCUGGACAGAAAGUCCUCAUUUGCGGCCGGACUGGAAGUGGGAAGAGCACGCUACUUCUUACACUUCUUCGACUCUUGGAUGUGAACAAAGGCUCCAUCUCCGUGGAUGACAUCGAUAUCUCUCGUGUUUCCCCCUCCACGAUCCGGGAACAAUGCUUCAUCACAAUUCUCCAGGACCCGUUCAUCAUUGCAGAAGCCAGCCUGCGCUUCAAUCUCGAUCCUUUCGAAAUCCAUGCCGACGAAGACAUCAUCGCGUGUCUGGAAGCGACGCAGCUAUGGACUUCCGCCUUGUCGUAUCAACAUCAUCAGGGAGAAGAAGAUCAAGAGAUUUCAUCUAGAGUUCCAAAACUUAACAACCCUCUGAAUUCUUUCCCACCUUUAACCCCCGGCCAAUUACAACUCUUAUCAAUCGCGCGCGCCCUUCUUCGAACCAAACCCAAAAAGAGCAGCACUUCUACUGCUGCUGCUGUUGUCGAGCAUCAUCAUCAAAGAAAAGAAAUCUUAUUACUAGAUGAAGCGACAUCUUCUCUCGAUCCACCCACGGAAAAUCUCGUCCAUGAUCUCGUACAGGAACAUUUCACGGAUCAAGGACAUACCGGUCAUUAUGACAUCCCACCAAAUCAACAGCCAGAAAGAAAGACGCGUCUUCGAUAA
Messenger RNA from Ramularia collo-cygni, 2481 nucleotides. RefSeq names its product related to multidrug resistance protein. The record is from RefSeq and is a predicted model, not a curated record. Gene Ontology annotation, cellular component: membrane. Gene Ontology annotation, molecular function: ATP binding; ATP hydrolysis activity; ABC-type transporter activity. The transcript has 12 exons. NCBI's taxonomy places the organism in Eukaryota, Fungi, Ascomycota, Dothideomycetes, Mycosphaerellales, Mycosphaerellaceae. The coding region runs from base 1 to 2481 and encodes 826 amino acids. Gene Ontology annotation, biological process: transmembrane transport.